Molecule: messenger RNA, 1701 nt
Organism: Ixodes scapularis (black-legged tick)
Lineage: Eukaryota; Metazoa; Arthropoda; Arachnida; Ixodida; Ixodidae
Product: acetylcholinesterase
Exons: 2
Coding region: 1-1701 (566 amino acids)
Biological process (GO): choline metabolic process; acetylcholine catabolic process
Cellular component (GO): plasma membrane
Molecular function (GO): acetylcholinesterase activity
Source: RefSeq, a predicted model, not a curated record
AUGUCAGUGAGCAUAUGGAACUUGAUUUGUUUAGCGGCACUAGUGUCGUGCGAACUGCCACACGUUCACAUUGAAUCGGGGUUGAUUGCGGGAACACGCGUACAAGCAGAAGACAAAGAAGUCGAAGCCUUUUUGGGAAUACCUUACGCGAAACCUCCAGUUGGGGGACUACGCUUCAAAAAGCCGCAGCCCAUCUCGCCAUGGAAUGGGAUCUACAAUGCCACAAGUAAGCCUUCUCCAUGCUGGCAAUCGGACCUCCAUUUUAUGGACAAUGGCACACUUAAUUAUUCGAGUGCGUCGGAGGACUGCCUUUAUCUGAACAUCUGGAGGCCUGUAUCAUCUUGUCUAAAAACAAGCUCCUGUAACAAAAAGCUUCCAGUCAUAGUCUUCAUUCAUGGUGGAGCAUUCCAGUGGGGUGACUCGUCUCUCUUUUUGUACGACCCAGCGAACUUUGUGGCCAUGUCGGAUGUCGUGUUCGUGACGUUCAACUACCGUUUAAGCAUAUUUGGAUUUCUGUCGCUGGAAACGCCGGCGUUACCUGGCAACAUGGGUCUCUGGGAUCAGAACCUGCUGCUCAGGUGGGUCCAGAAGAAUAUUGCGAACUUUGGAGGGGAUCCCAACGAGACAACGAUAUGUGGUCACAGCGCCGGCAGUAUCUCUGCAGGACUUCACGCAAUUUCUCCGCACAGUCGGGGUCUUUUCAAGAGGGUUAUCUUGCAGAGCGGAACACAGCUUUCUACUAUUUUUGGUGCUGCAUACAGAGGUGGUGCCAGACUUGCUGGAAUUAUUGCCGCUCUGGGAUGCUAUGAAUAUCGUAGGAGAAUGGACGAACAGCAGCAGGAAAUUGUGAAUUGCUUGAUGAAACUGGAUCCGCAAUUUAUAUUUGAGACUUUGAAAACUCAAGACAUAACCCAACAACUGUUCAUGCCAGUGGAUGGAGAAGACUUUUUUCCUGGUGAUUUAUUGUCUGACGAACACUGGUCUCAUCUGGAAUUCAAAGAAAUCAUAAUAGGCGGCUUUGUGAAUGAAGGUACGCUGUUCAUAAACUACCUGAAUUACAGGUUUCCGGGUUUACUUGAGGUCGCUACACAAAACCAUCAGAUGGCGACCAUACUCUCACUAGGAGGGGUCUUUGAUAUGUCAUUGAUUCACCGAAAGCAAAUCGUUCAAGCUUACUUCGGUGAUAAAGUUCCAAAGAACAAUGAAGAUAUGGGGGAAUAUUUAAGCAAGAUGUUUGGAGAUGCAAUUUUCUACUGUCCAACACAGAUUUUUACUGAUGCGAUAGCAAAACUGGGAAUAACCACGUACAGAUACCUGUUUGACUACAGGCCGUCUUACAGCUUCUGGCCUGAGUGGACUGGGGCUUCUCAUGGCGACGAGCUCCUCUUCACACUUGGAUCACUGCCUUUCUUGAAAGAUAAAGCGAGAUACACCGAGCCACUCGGAAAAACUGGACGAGCGUAUUUUUCAAAACUUAAUUUUACUACACAAGAAGAAAUAUUCAUGAAGCAGCUUGUGAGCACUUGGACUUCAUUUGUCCAAACCGGGAAGCCUGUGAUUCCCGUGGCAGGCGUUGAAUGGCCCCGUUACACAGUCGAAAAUCCUCAGCUGCUGCGUCUGCAACCAAACAACUACAAGGUGGGACUUGAGGAAAAGCGGGACGUUUGUAAGCUUUGGAAACCUCUCCUUCUGAAGCCGUGA